Messenger RNA from Spirodela intermedia, 2439 nucleotides. Lineage: Eukaryota; Viridiplantae; Streptophyta; Magnoliopsida; Alismatales; Araceae. The record is from the annotation of a GenBank genome assembly.
AUGCGAACGAGUUGCGCCGCCGCGCAGGUGAUCUCGUCUCGUCCUCCGCCACCGCGACCUACGCCACCGCCACCGCCACCACCGCCGCCGCCAGCGGAAGUGGCCCUCCGCGCCGCCGUGCUCGGUGCUCAGACGCUCUCCCACGCCAGGAAGGCUCACGCGCAGGCCACGGUAGGGGGCCUCCUCCGCCGCAGCCUCCCCAUCUGCGCCGCUCUCAUCCUCACCUACUCCGACUUCCACGAGCCCGCCUCCGCCCGCCGCCUGUUCGAGCAGAGCCCUCUCCAGAAACAGAGCGCCUUUCUAUGGAACUCCCUCGUCCGGUCCCUCACCAAGGCCGACUUCUACGGCGAGGCCUUCGGGGUCUACAACCGGAUGGCGAGGGAAGGAUUGCGGCCCGACGACCGGACAUUCCCGUUCAUUCUCACGGCCUGCGCUGGAGGCGCCGCCGUCUGGAAGGGAAUGGAGGUUCACGGGUCGGCCCUCAAGUCUGGGUUCGCCGGCGACGUGUUCGUGGGCAACACCCUCCUCGCGUUUUACGGAGCUUGCUUCCUCCCAUGGGAUGCCCUUCAAAUCUUCAACGGUAUGCGUGAGAGAGACGUCGUCUCCUGGAAUUCACUCAUCUCUUUGUUCUGUAACAAUGGCUGCUCCUUGGAGGCAGUGAGAUUCUUUGGAGAGCUGACUAGGACGGAACUGGCCGUAAACUCUGUCACUGUGGUGAGCGUGCUGUCGGCUUGCUCGGCCUUGGAAAAUGAUGCCCUGGCUACUGGGAAGGGAAUCCAUGGACGCAUCAUAAAGCUUGGGCUGGAUAGUCAGGUCACUGUGGGAAAUGUCACGGUGGACAUGUACGGCAAGUGCGGGGAUUUGGAGUCUUCCAUUCGGGCCUUCAGCUCCAUAGCCGAGAAGAACGUUGUCUCCUGGAACACCAUAAUCGGCGGCCUCGUUCAUGGCGGCCUCCUUAGAGAUGCUCUGGUCUUCUUCAGGUCAAUGGCGGCCAAUGGAACCACCCAGCUCAACUCCAUCACCAUCUCUAGCUUCCUCCCCGGUUUGGCUGAGCUGGGCUUCCACAAGUUGGGCAGGGAGGUUCACGGGCACAGCACAAGACAUGGCUGGCACUGCGAUCUCUUCGUCGCCAAUUCACUAUUAGACAUGUAUGCCAAGUGGGGCCGUCCAAGAGAGGCGGCCAGUGUUUUCCAUGCAAUGGAGUGUAGAAAUGUGGUCUCUUGGAAUGCGAUGAUCGCUAAUCUCGCCCAGAACAAGUGUGAACUGGAAGCAAUUGCCCUCGUCAGGGAGAUGCAGAUGAAGAGCGAGAGCCCCAAUUCAGUAACUCUGACAAAUGUUCUUCCAGCCUGUGCCCGGAUGGCGGCAUCAAAGCCCGGGAAAGAAAUCCAUGGGCGGUCAAUCCGGGCCGGACUGUGUUCUGACAUAUUCAUAUCAAAUGCGCUGAUCGAUAUGUAUGCCAAAAGUGGAUGCCUGGGCUUUGCGAGAACCCUCUUUGAGAUCUCCGAGAGAGAUGAAGUUUCUUACAAUGCAUUGAUCGUGGGUUACUCCCGCAGUCUGCACUGCUUAGAAGCUCUGGAUCUAUUCGUGGAAAUGGGUCUUGUGGGUCUCAACUAUGAUGCCAUUUCUUUAAUGGGAGCCCUCUCGGCUUGUGGAAACCUGCCCACUGUCAAGCGGGGGAAAGAGAUCCAUGGCUUCGCAGUAAGGAGGCACCUCCACUGCCAUCUCUUUGUGGCCAACUCCCUCCUGGAUCUAUACACAAAAAGGGGCCAUCUUGAUGCUGCCAGGAGGGUAUUCGAUCGGAUAGAAGACAAGGAUGUGGCUUCUUGGAAUGCCAUGAUUUUAGGUUAUGGGAUGCAGGGGGAGCAUGAAGUUGCCAUCGAUCUGUUUGAUAGGAUGGAAGAGGAGAAUGUGGAGUAUGAUUCCGUUUCUUAUGUUGCCGUCCUCUCAGCUUGCAGCCAUUGCAAGCUGGUAGAGAGAGGGAAGAUGUACUUCAAUGAGAUGCUGUCUCACAACAUCGAGCGAACGGAGAUGCAUUAUGCGUGCAUGGUUGAUCUUCUAGGCCGAGCUGGCUUUAUGGACGAAGCGGCUGACUUUAUUAAGGCCCUGCCUUUUCAACCGGGCUCAGAUGUUUGGGGGGCUCUGCUUGGGGCAUCAAGGGUCCAUGGGAAUCUGGAAUUGGGGAGGUGGGCUGCCGAGCAUCUGUUCGAGCUCAAACCAGGCCACUCUGGUUACUACACCUUACUCUCCAACAUGUAUGCUGAGGCUGGGAGAUGGGAUGAAGCAAUUGGUAUUAGAGAGAGAAUGAAAUCCAGGGGCGUGAGGAAGAACCCUGGUUGCAGUUGGGUGGACACUGGGAGCAGGACUCAUGCAUUUCUAGUGGGUGAAAGAUUGGAUGAGCUGGGAGGAGGAGCAGAUCUCUACCGCUUCGAGUUUGGAUGA